Messenger RNA from Osmia lignaria (orchard mason bee), 3757 nucleotides. It is a transcript of the gene Dbp73D, whose product is annotated as putative ATP-dependent RNA helicase Dbp73D. The record is from RefSeq and is a predicted model, not a curated record. Lineage: Eukaryota; Metazoa; Arthropoda; Insecta; Hymenoptera; Megachilidae. Gene Ontology annotation, molecular function: ATP binding; nucleic acid binding.
GUAUCGCCAAUCAGGGCGAAGAUGCGUACUGGAGGUGCGCGAAGAACGAAAACUGGUCUUUUCGCAGUUAUGGACUCUGGUGAACUGCGGUAUAUGUGAAUAGCAAUGAAUACGUAACCUUUCAUACCUAACCGUGAUCGUAUAUAUACACGUGUAUUUCAUACAAAUAAAUAGUUUAAUAAAAUGAGUUUAUUUGUAAUAAACAGGUACGAAGGUGAAAAGGAGGUGGAAACUAAAACUGAAAAUAAACAAUUAUCAGAAUUAUUAAAAAGAAUAGAAGAACGUAAAAAAGAAAGGGUUAUUAAAAAGGAAAAUGUGCAAGAUGUAAAGGAAGAUGACCGUAAAAGAAAAAAAAGAAAAAUAGAAGUAUCUAAACAAGAUCCAUUAGAAAAUACUUUUGUUAAUGAAGAUGCUAGUCAGAAUAAUGUUGAAACACAGCUUGUACACCCAGAAAAAUUGCAUAAAAAGAAGAAAAAGAAAAAGAAAAAUGUUCAUAACAUAGAAAAUAAUGUAAAUUAUGAAGGUACUGAGGGUGACAAUAAAGGAUUGCAGGAAGCAGUUAUGGAUGAUCAAAAAAACAUGUUGUUAAAUAAAUCUGCAGAUGUAAAUAAUGUACAGGAGCAAAGUGAUUUUAUGGUGUUAGGUGUAAAAAGUAAAAGAAAAAAGUAUGAAGUGAAGAGAGUAUUACCAGAAUGGUUGGCUAAUCCAAAUAUUAUAUCAAAUGAUUUGAACGAUGGUCCAAGCAUAGAGAGCUUGAAUUCAGUUUUAGAUGCUAAACUUAUUCAAGUUUUAAAAGCUAAUGGUAUCAAUAAAUUAUUUCCUGUUCAAGCUAGUAUGAUAACUUGGUUAUUGAAAUGUAACGAGGAUAAGCAACAAGGAUGGUGGUUACGAGAUACGUGCGUAUCUGCUCCUACAGGCAGCGGUAAGACUUUGGCGUAUGUAUUACCAAUUGUGCAUAUAUUACAAUCUCGAUUAGUGCCAAAAAUACGUUGCAUAGUUGUUGUACCUGUACAAGAAUUGGCUGCACAAGUUUACAAGGUGAUGGUUGCGUACACAUCUCACACAACUCUCACAGUUGGUUUGCUUUCUGGAGCUUGUUCGUUUCAACAAGAACAAAGUAACAUUCUAAGAAUGAAUGCUCGAGGGGAAUACGUUCCUGCAGUAGACAUUAUCGUUGCUACACCGGGGCGCUUAAUCGAUCAUAUAUUAAAAACACCAGAAUUUUCUUUAAACGAUCUCAGAUUUCUUGUUAUCGAUGAAGCUGAUCGAGUCGCAGAUUGGUUGGAAUAUCUUCCCGAACCUCAUAAUCGUGCUGCAAGAUUAACGCUCUUCGAUCUACGCUGCGGCAAAGCCCCCGUGCAGAAACUGUUGUUUAGUGCCACCUUAUCGCAAGAUCCUAAAAAAUUGAAUCACCUUAGACUGUUUCAACCAGUAUUGUUCACAUCCGUUGUGGUGUCAGGCAAAGAUACCGAUGUGAAUUUAGACAUGGAAGUGGGUAAUUACAUAGGCCGUUAUACAAGUCCCGAUGGAUUAACAGAAUACGCGGUGGAAUGUAUAGCAGAGUAUAAACCUGUUGCUCUAUACGACCUACUAAACAGGAAUAAUACAAUCAGUAAAACCUUAAUAUUCACAAAUUCUGGUGAAACUGCUCAUAGAUUAAGUAUUUUACUUGGAUCGUUGUUAGCUGAAAAGAAUGUAACAAUUGGGAAGCUUUCGGCACAGCUUAAGCCCAAAGAACGCGAACACGUCCUUGGGAAGUUUAUUACUGGUGAAGUUAAAAUACUUAUAAGCUCAGAUGCGCUAGCGCGAGGCGUGGACAUUCCAGAUAUACAUACGGUUGUAUCUUACGAUCUUCCUAAGCAUAUUAAAGGAUAUAUUCAUAGAGCUGGAAGAACAGGACGUGCUGGUAAAUCUGGCAUAGUGAUAUCUAUCCUGACAUCGAAACAAGUUGGAAUAUUUAAAGAUAUGUUGAGCAACGUUCAUAAAGCGGUACCGCGCAUCGAAAAAUUGGAGUUGAAUUCUGUCGCAGAUUCAAUAGACUAUUCGAGCCAUGUUAAAAAGUUAAAGGAAACGCUGGAAGAAGAAAAACAACGUAAUUUAUUACGAACGAAAUCUGUUAAACGAAUUCAGCCUAUAGUUAAGGAAUGAAAAACAUAAACAAUUUUUGUACAUAAAUAAUGAUAUAAAUAUUUCAAAUUAAUAUAGCUAUAUUUUUAUAACUUUAAAUAUAUGUGUGCACAGGUUGGUUAUCAAGAAUCUGUUGUUCAAUAAUCUAGUAGUUUAUAAUACUCUUGUAAGUGUUUCAUUGUCAUAGUAUUCCACAAACAUUCCGAUUCCCCGUUCGUAGGGAUAACAUUCUGCAUGUACGCUACAUACAGCUCGAACGGGCAAUAAUUUUGCAGGCAUUUAGGAAUUUUGUAAGGUAUCAAUUCUUCUGUAGUGCCAAUCCAAAGAUACAUCUGUUGAACAAUUUUAUAGCGUUAAUUAUUAUCAUGGAAAAUGUUUGAUUUCCACGGCAGUGAAAAUAAAAAAAACGUAUGUUUAGAAAAUUCAGAUUUUUGAAAGCAAGUAUACUUAUCGUUAGUUGAAUAAACAGGGAUUAUGUUGGAAAACAUACUCGAAUAAACCGUACACCGAGCGGACUUUUUAAAGUCUCAACUAUAAUUGCAGAUCCGUAAGUCGGUAUCUUCGGUUCGGUGAAACCGUUCGCUUUGGCAAAACCAGCAAUAUUGAGGUCAUGCCCACUGUAUAAGUAAAUCUUCGGUCCGGUUUUAUCCGUUUUGUUACGUAUAUUUUCAAUGAAUCGUUUUACAAUCGGACCGCCGUUUAGUCGCUUCAUUUGCGUGGUAUACGAUUGAGUUUCAAAAUCUAACCGUACUAUUUCUUCCAUACGUUUUUGAACGUUCUCGGUGGCCCAUUCCGGCAGAGAAAUGUUCAUGCUACGCUAAAUGUUACAUUAUUUUAUUUUUAAAUCACUUUUAAAACAUAUUGUGAAAAUUAGGAUUUUGAGAAUUUCUGCUUCUCCUAUAUCGCCAUUAUCUCUCGGGAAGCCUACUUUGCUCGAUACUGUACAUACCUGUGAUACCAAGAGUUGGUAAAGUGUGGUUACCAUCAUGAUCGGAUCGUCCCUGCUAUUGCCAGUUUCUUUAUAAAGAUGUUCUAAAAGAUCAUUGUAUUCCGAUAGUUUUUUGACAAUUGCAGCCGACUUUUUCACCCUUUGCAAUUCUUUCACGUAUCUAAUAUAAUAAUUUAUUAUUAUGUAAUUUAAUUGUAACGUUGCAUUAGAUUUGGACGAUAAAUUUCGGCUGACAGGAUAAGAAAGGUACAUGAUCGGUGCAUGUGUGGUGUAUACCUACGUUGGACAAAGCUGCGAGAACAGUACAGUGUCUAAAAGGCUUGGAUAGUAGAGUGUUGCUACGGGAGACCAAUGUAUUUGGUCCCGAGCCUCGUUUGUUGCCGGUGGGUAUAGUCCGUUCAAAACCAGCUGUAGGGAUAUUUUUGUACGAUCAAAAUCUGUACUGAUCGCAUAAACUUCGCCAUAGUGAGCUUUACCCAAAAAUUUAUCAUACCGUUGUCUCAACAUCUUUCCAAGACGAUGCGCCCUCAUUUUUCCUACCUAUGAACGAAACAAAUGUAGACCUGUAGGUGUAUGUACCUACUUUUCUGAAUCAUUUAAUAUUUUUCAAUUUCUAUAGCAGUGUCAGUAAUAAAUAAGAAUAAAGAAAAUUAGACUUAAUAUUAUAAUGAUGCUAAUAAA